AUGGAUACCAUCUUGGUUUUCAGCCUAAUCAUUAUAUUCUGUGAUGUUAGCAAGAAAGAACUCAAAGAUAGCAGCUGCCAUGUGGAACAGCUGCCUGGGCUCUUCCCAAAGGAUGUGAGAAGGGAUGUACUAAUGCAAGCUUGUUUACCAGGGACAUCCCAAUGUAAGGUCUAUGAAGUGAUGGGGACUGCAUCAGAGACUUUUCCCACCACCACCUCCAUAACUCCUGGGAAUAAAGAAGGAGAGAAAACUACAAAUAUUGAUUUUUCUAGCCCUUUGAAACAAGAGGAGAAUCUAGAGAAGAGGCAGAAAUGGAGUACUGUGAUCAAAUUUCUGAUUGCUGUUUCCCUGUUGUUUAGUGGAGUCGCCAUUAUAGUGUUUGCCAUUUUUGAAGUCCCAUGCCCUGGUCAAUGCCGAGGAGCCAGAGAGCUAUGCCAAUGCCAGAGGUUGUGCAGAAGGCAAAGGAAGGAAGGCCAGGAACCUGAGGCAGCUGAAUCCCAGCUUGAAUUUCAACCCGUUGGAUGAGAUGCUCCCAAGUCAUCAAGUCCAAAGAGAGCUGCAGGGAUCACUGUCAUCCAUGAGACAUACUUCUGAAAAGUUCUUCUCUGCUUCACACAUUGAAUGGAGGAUACUACACUGACUUCUCCCUAUUAUUAACCAAUGUCGGCAGGUUCUUCUGAAUUUUACACUCGUAUCUUCAGCGAGGACAUUACAAGCAAACAGCAAUGCCACACCAAUGAAGAAGGAGCCUGGGCUUAGCAGUCAGACUUACUCUCAAGCCAUUGCUACUGACUUAGUCACAAGCCUCUGAGAUUCACUCUGUCCAUCCACCAAAAUUGGGUAUCUUUUCAUCCCAUCCAAUGAGAACAAAAAGUCUUCCCUCUGAGCACUAUGAAUGGACCCAUUGCUCUCUUUGACAAAAGGUUUAAACAUAGCCUCCAAGGAAGCGGGCAAAGCAGCCACUAGUGUGGUACAGUUCACUAACUCCUCUGUUAACCUCACAGUUCAUUUCAUGCUCACUGGCUCUCAACCAGCUUAGGGUGGGGGGUUCCUGUGUUCCCAAGCUGAUGUUCAUAGGGUUAUGCCUUAACCUCUGCCACCACAUGUAGCUAUCCACACACUGGUGAGGGGAGUAUAACCCUGAGCAUUCCAGAAGUCCUCCUUCUAAGUCAUCCCCAAGGGGCUCAGGGACUGCAUACAAAUAGGACACAUGUGAGGUCUCCUGAUAAUCCACAACUCUUCCAAGUGGGCCUGACAUUACACCCUACAUGUAAUGGUGAGCUGUGUAUAUUUUGAACAAGGAUUCCAGAGCAAGACAACUAUGAUGAUCUUUCUUACAAAGCCUCUGAGAAAGUCUGACCUGCUCAAGUAAGAGUCUGGUGAGGAAGCAGGACCAGCUGAUGUUAAAGGGAACAGGUUAAAAAAAAAAAAAAAAAAAAAAAAAGGAACACCAGGAGGGAUAAACUGUUGUUUUGCUUUUAUUAUAAGUGUCUUGAAACCAUUCCAUUUCACUUUGGUGAAAUGUACCUGUGUUUCUAAGUUAAUUCUGUUUUCUUAGUUCUCUGAUAAAAACCACACACAAAUUGUAUCCUUCUCUCUUUCACUUCAAGUACCGUCCAAAAAAGUGAUUCUCAAAACAAUACCAACAAGGGAAAAUAUCUUGUCCUGAGCCCUGAUUUGAGAUUCAAGCGGAUCCUGGAAGAGAUGGAACAGAUACAAAGCAUGGAAAAUGAAAGUUUUGCAAAUACAGUAGGUAGACAGAGCACUGGGGCUGCUGUUUGGAUAAGUGAGUAUGUUAUUUGCAUCCCACCACUGAUUCAUAACAUCGCCUCCAGUUUAUCCUGCCAUCUGUGGCUCCGUCUAACCAUGAGAUGGUAGGGGGCAGGGGAGGGGAAGCUUGCUCCUUCCCCACACCACCAGGAAGGACGAUUAAAAAAAUAUUCUAUACUUGAGAAGCUUUUGGUCUAGGACGGAUGCCUACAUUCAUCUUCACCCUUCCCAGACUCACCCACGGCAGAAUAUCCUUUAACCCAGAAACAUGAGGUUCCCCAGGAGGCAAAAACUGUAGCAAAGUUUACCCUUCUUAACUCUUCUGCAAGAGUAUAAUUGGGUAACAUCUGUACUGACUUUAUAGAAAUUCACUGAGGGAGGGCGCCUGAGUGGCUCAGUAGGUUAAGCAUCCAACUCUGGGUUUUGGCUCAGGUCAUGAUCUUACCCUGGUCAGCCAGAUAUCAGGCUCUGUGUUGACAGUGUGGGGUCUGCUUGGGAUUCUCUCUCUCUCCCUCAAUCUGCCCCUCCCCCACUCAAGC
Neofelis nebulosa (Clouded leopard) is the source of this 2309-nucleotide messenger RNA. It is a transcript of the gene C16H17orf78, whose product is annotated as chromosome 16 C17orf78 homolog. The transcript has 6 exons. Lineage: Eukaryota; Metazoa; Chordata; Mammalia; Carnivora; Felidae. The record is from RefSeq and is a predicted model, not a curated record.